UAAAAUUCUAGACGAUCUUUGCGGAAGAUACAGUCUUCAGGAAGAUUCGGUUUAGUGUAACGAACGGUGAAAUGAAGUGCUUUUACGUAAUUUUGUUUGUGUUAUUAGUUGUUUCACCAUCAAGAACAUCUUCAGCACAAACCAAAAAGAAUGAUGUAAAAUCAUCAAAAGAAACAUCAGAUGUAUCUUCCGAAAAGCCUCCUCCAGCUAUUAUUGCUAUAGAAAUCGUAGACCCGAACGAGAACUCCACGUCUGCCAAAAACUCUAAACGUACGAUUGAUAGUGCUCUUGGAUAUGGAUACAAUACAUAUGAUACUUCCAAGCAACGUUACGAAAUAUACAAAUAUUCUCAGCACGAUAUACCGCCUUACAAAGGAAGUACAUCGACCGCAUUCAAACCGCCGUCCAAACAAUUUUCACCUGUAAACGUGCAGCAGAGCAUCCAAUACUCCCUGCCCACAAUAACACAACAUAUUCCAAAUAUGCAAAGUAUAUUAAGCCCUGGCACAACCUUAUACUCCAGUUUAAACUCUCAGGGUCACGUCGGAGGCCUCACGUCUAGUUUAUCAAAAGUGUCUGGAAUCGACGAACAAAAUGGAAGCCCUGUUCCAGUGAUUGUACUUCGUAUUUAUCCAGAUCAACUAAAAGAUUCUACUAUCCAGGCAAAUUUGCCAGAUAGUCAUCCGUUUGCCAAGUCAGUAAACUCUAUUAACAUUCAAUCUUUAUUAUCGCACUAUAUAAAAGCCCUUCGGAAUCCAACUCCAGAAACAUCAUAUGAAGGUCAAGGUCAAUAUACUUCUCAAAGAUUUAAAGGACAAUACCAUACACCAAAUGAUGGUUAUCAACAACAAUCACCUCAGUAUCAACAAUAUCAACAAGCACAUCAGUACUAUACUCAGGAAAGUUAUGACCAACCAGAAUAUCAAACUAGUCAACCUGAUAGUGGAAAUUAUCAAUACUAUCGGCAAGUAUAUCCAGAAGAAAAUCGACCAACUCAAGAGAGUUAUCAGCAAUAUAGUGCACAAGGAGUGCAAGUUCAAGAGGCACCUGCUAAAUAUCAGUUCAGGUAUGUAGCAACUAAACCCCAAAAACAAGCACCAAGUAAACCCACAGUUCAACCAACACAAGAGCCACAACAACAGUAUUACUACGUGACUCCUAGUAAUUAUCCUCAAGACUCUGCUCAAUACUACCAAUUACCCCAAGAAAGUCCAGUUUCUCAGCAGUACUAUCCUGCAGAGCAGCAACAAUACCAACCAAAUUAUGAGUCUAAUCCAGAGCAGUACUAUUCCCCUUCCCAAGCUGCGUCUAAUAACAAUGAGAAGCUUUUAACUGAGGAAAAUUAUCCUGGAGUUAAACAUACAAAAGUCAUAUUUAGGACUAAGAAUGGAGGAAUAAGAACUACGCAACAGGAUUUAGCCCAACAAAAUAAAGUAAAAACCAUAAAAAUUCAUGUUCCUAAUGACAUAGCAAAAGUAGAGGUUCAAGAAAGUGAAAAGGCAUAUCAAGGUCAGCCUGAAACGUAUUUAGAACAGCAGCCUACAGCACCAGAAACAUAUGAGCCAAGCAGUCCUAAUGCAAAUCAACAAAACAAAUACGUCUUACCGCAGCAAGAGUAUUAUACUGAAAAAGAUACCACGUCUUCCAAUGAUGAGCGGGGAUAUAAUUAUCAAAAUAUUGACUAUGAUCAGAUGAUUAGGUAUUUUCAGCAAAGGAGCGCGAUGCCCAGCUAUUUUUACCAGAAUCCUGAAGAAAAAGAUAGUAAAACGUUACCCAGUGAGGAUGUGAUUGCUGCCUAUGAAGAAGCUGCUUUUCCUUCUACCACAGGAUCACCCGAAAAAAAGAGGAAGGUUAAGGGAAAGAAGAGGACAUAACCAAUAGGAGCUAAAAUAAGUAAUUGAAUUUUAAAAAACGUGAAGAAUUUUCUGUUGUAUUUAUGUGAUGAAAAAAAAAUGAAGUGAGUACCUGUAUUAGUUAAGAUUUAAUAGAAUUUAAUACAAGAUAGUGAUGUAAUUUGUGAGAUGUUCAUUACGAGAUGAUAUAGAGAUUUAGAAAAUUUAAUAAAUUCGUGUUAAGAUAUGCAAGGUAAUAAAGUCAUUUUGCGUUAUUUAGAUUAGUUAUAUAUUUUGGAAUUUUAUGUAGUAUCACAGUGCACUACUGAAAAAGUAUCGCAUUUACUGACUAAUAAAUAUGUUUAGUGUCCCACCUUACAUCAAAAAAAUCUCUUUGUAAAGAUAUAGAAAAAGAUUUCUGGAUCUGUUAAGAAAUCCUUAAAUAUAUUUUUUAAACCGCCUUUUAAUGUGUCUUUCUUAUAUUACGCAAGAACUUGUACUACUAAUAUCGUAUAUAACUCAGGUCAAAAGGUGUGAGAUGUGACUUGGAUAAUUUGCUAUCCUUCAGGCAGCAGACUUAACACUUGUCGAAAUUCACGUUCUUUUGCUCUUCGGUGUGCAAUAUAUUACUAAUAAAACAAAUUCGAAUUUUUCAAUUGUAAAUUUAUUAUUAUAUGUUAUUAUACUUUAUGUUAGAAAAUAAUAUGAUUGUUAAUUAAAAUAAAGAUAAUAUUUUUUCAGA
This is a messenger RNA of Anthonomus grandis grandis, 2574 nucleotides long. RefSeq lists its product as uncharacterized. Bases 72 to 1874 code for a protein of 600 amino acids. The record is from RefSeq and is a predicted model, not a curated record. NCBI's taxonomy places the organism in Eukaryota, Metazoa, Arthropoda, Insecta, Coleoptera, Curculionidae. The transcript has 5 exons.